This is a messenger RNA of Naegleria gruberi, 711 nucleotides long. RefSeq lists its product as uncharacterized. The record is from RefSeq and is a predicted model, not a curated record. The transcript has 2 exons. NCBI's taxonomy places the organism in Eukaryota, Heterolobosea, Eutetramitea, Acrasida, Naegleriidae. Gene Ontology annotation, cellular component: lysosome. Bases 1 to 711 code for a protein of 236 amino acids. Gene Ontology annotation, molecular function: cysteine-type endopeptidase activity.
AUGAUCAAGAAGAAGACUGCUACUGGUGCUGUUGCUGCUGUCCCAGCUUUCGAUUCUAGAACUAAAUGGCCACACUGUGUUCACCCAAUCAGAAAUCAAGAACAAUGCGGUUCUUGUUGGGCUUUCUCUGCUUCUGAAGUCUUGUCUGACAGAUUCUGUAUUGCUUCUGGCGGUAAGGUUGAUGUUGUCUUGUCUCCUCAAUACAUGGUUUCUUGUGACUCUACUGAUUAUGGUUGUGAUGGUGGUUAUUUGAACAAUGCUUGGGCUUUCCUUGCUGGUACUGGUAUUCCAUCUGAUAAGUGUGCUCCAUAUACCUCUCAAAAUGGUGAUGUUGCUGCUUGUCCAAGCAAGUGUCAAGAUGGUUCAUCUGUCAAGCUCUACAAGGCUAAGAACCCACAACAAUUGAACGAUAUCCCAUCCAUCAUGGAAGAUAUGCAACAAAAUGGUCCAGUUCAAGCUGCUUUCUCUGUUUAUAGAGAUUUCAUGUCCUACAAGUCUGGUGUUUAUCAUCACGUCUCUGGUUCCCUCUUGGGUGGUCACGCCAUCAAGAUGGUCGGUUGGGGUGUUGACUCUGCUACUAACAAGCCAUAUUGGAUUAUUGCUAACUCAUGGGGCCCAUCUUGGGGUUUGAACGGAUUCUUCUGGAUCUUGAGAGGUUCUGAUGAAUGCGGUAUUGAGGACAAUGUCUGGUCUGGUCAAGCUCAACUCUAA